UUCAGUUACUGUCGCUUGGACUGGAUAUACCGGGAAUGGGAUCUUCAGCAAGAGCAAAGAAAAACUUUCAAUUUUUCCGCGUUUAUGCCCUUCAGAGACUGCUCUUUAUCUUGCGGGAAUAGCUGCGAACAGAACAGUCUGAAAUAGUUUAUACCAAUGUGAAGAAUUAGUGUAGUUGAGGGACGUUCCUGGAAAGAAAUACGAAUGGGAUGAAUUUUGUAAGCAAGAUUACAUUAAAUCAUUUUUAUUUUAGGAAACUUUCCCUGAAUCAAUUUGGCAGAUUUGAGAAAAUACUUUGAAUCCAAUUAAAUCUAAUCAUUUAGAUAUAUUCGUUGUCCAAUUGAUUUUUUUGUUAUUAAGGAUUAAUAUUUCAAAAGUUUGGGACAAAUAUAUCAGAUAUUGUUAUAUAGUGGACUCGGUGCGUAAUUUUUAGAAGUUGAAACGUUUUCUAAAAGAGUUGCUCGUGUGUAUGGAGAGAAGCAGAGGCACCUGUGCUUAUUCGUUGCAUUAUACCAGAGACAGUCAUGGCGAAGUGGUUUAAAGAUUUCCCAACUAGUCUGAAGACCGGAUCCGAUCGGAUCCGAUCUGCUUCUGAAUCGGGAACACAAUCCCGGCCAAAACCGGUUCUGACACCCGCUGCUGGUUCGAAGGGGAGUCUGCGUAAAAACUCUGGAUCGGACAACGGCGGCGGUGGAGUGGGCUCGUUGCUCCACGGAAGAAAUCGCAAAAAUUCGGCCAUCGAGCUUGGACGAAACCACCCAAGCACCGGUUCAAUAAAGGACGGGAAGAUAUGGGAAAUUCUGAUCCCUGGAAAAAGUAAGAAGAAUACUAAAAUGGAGGGCUUCGAAGACCAUCGCACACUGCGCACAACCAGUCUCGCUGACGCGUACAUGAGCCGAAUGAUCAAAGUUAAUGAUCCAAAAUCCAGUACGGGAGGAUCAUCUCCAGACAGCGAGAGAGCGAAGUCAACCAUCAAAGCAGAAACAAUGAUUAUCUUAGAAGACUAUGCAGACCCAUUUGAUGCCGAGAAAACAAGAGAACAGAGGGAAGCUGAAAGAGAAGGAGAGAAUGAUGGAUAUAUGGAACCUUAUGAUGCCCAGCUCAUUAUUACAGAGAUUCGCAGACGUGGAUCAAAAGACCUGCUGAAAGUGUGUGUUGUGUUAAACGGGGGAGAGGGGUCUGGACCCCCGCAGAUCUAUGAUGUCCCAUAUGAAGAGGUUCUGGAAGGAAUUCCCUUGACCCGACCUGAGUCUGAUUCUAGACCACCUGCAGAGUAUGAACUGCCAUGGGAGUGGAAGAAAGAGCAGAUUGCUAGAGCAUUGUCAGCUCAGUUUGAUGGAAUGGACCGUAUGUCUAAGGAAGAUUUUGGUUCUUCUGGUUUAAAGCAGCAGACCCUCAGACACAAGAGCUGGACCCCCAAAUCUCUUCGACCGAAUCCCCCCUCCCCAACAUCUUUAUCAUCUCCAAGUACCACCCCAGACAGCGAGACACCAAUGGUUGAUCCCACCGUGCCCCUGGAGAAACAAAGCUGGUACCAUGGAAGCGUGAGUCGACAGGAAGCAGAAGCUCGGCUGCAGCACUGUAAGGAGGCCAGCUUCCUGGUGCGAGACAGCGAAUCGGCUACCAGCAAAUACUCCAUCGCCCUCAAGACGAGUCAAGGAUGUGUCCACAUCAUCGUAGCGCAGACUAAAGAGUGUGGUUACACGCUGGAAAAGAGCAGUUGCGUGUUUCCGAGCAUUCCAGAAGUUGUGCACCACUACUGCACCCAGCGUUUACCCUUCACCGGGGCAGAACACAUGACCCUACAGCACCCUGUACCACGCACACACUGAACCCUCACACGCGGUGUUUGCGGUUCUCUGGCGCUAGCAAAUCACACCAACAAGCCACAGCGUGACACUGUUUUUCUUAGUGUAUGUAUGCAUAUGGGAAUGAGUGGGAUCUUCCUUAAUUACGUUUUCGAACCCCACCGAAGCCAAAGAUUUUGCAAUAUGCCACCAAAAAGACAAAGGGAGGAAAUAUAUAUCAUGAAUACCCAACUGUUGUUUAAACAUUACAACAUAAUUUACCCUCUCUGUAUCUGUUUUUUAUUUUAUUUUAUUUUAAUCUUUACUUUUCCCUUACAAACGUGCAAGGAGUGUAGCUUUAAACAAGCUCUUUAAACAAAACUUGUGAUGUUGAGGGGUCUGGAUAAAUGGAGUUAUAAGGAUACUAUUUUAUUUUGCCGAAGUGUUUCGGCAAACAGGCCUUCAUCAGGGCUAAAAAGGCUCUUAUUGUACAGCCACGGAAAAAAUUAAAAGACCACUCAAGUUUUUAUUUAAUUGGCAGUUCUGCAUGUAUUUGGGUCAUUCCAGUCCACUGUCUGUUGAAUUUCAAAAGAAACAAACCUCAGGAAUGACAAAAAAAGCAAUAUGAAAGACAGAAUUAAUGUAAAGACGCAUAAAAGUUGUAAAAAAAUCAGGCUUAGGCCAUUACAUCAUAUUGCAUCUUGUUAUUAUUAUUGUUAUUAUGUAUUGUUUUAAAGCAGCUUUACAGGAACAAACCAAACCAAAAAGUUAGUAUUAGUAAUUAAAAUAACAAGCGGUCCAUCUUCCCUCUUGAUUGAUUGUUGACCAAGCUGGAGCUGGUAUGAUCAGUCAAGUCCCCAGGCUCUCGCAGGAGAAUGUCACGUGAUGUUCACAGAUCAUCUCGCAUUACUCAUUACACUUAAACACGCAGAAAAUAUACUUUUGGAGUGGUCUUUUAUUUAUUACGCAGCUGUAUGUACCUAAAAAGUGAAUUGCUCCUUGUCUCCCUCUUCUGGCAGUAGUGCCAAAUUGCAGCAUCUGAUGCCAUUCUUGUCAAGUGACGUUGUGUGUGCCUGCAACAAGGACUGCGCAUUUGUGGGCAGAAUCUUUCCUGCACAGCUCCUGUGUUCUUAGUUCGGCCUGUAGAAUUAGCUUCGAAUUGUAGUUUAAUUCUCAUACUGUGAUCCCAGAGAGAAAUUCUUCUAGGAAACACUGGCGCUUCUUGGAUAGCUGAGGUAAGAUCGUUAGUUUGGAUCAAUACAGCAAAUUGAAGCUGCCUUGUUCAUCAGGUAAAUGAGCCAUUACUGUUGAUUGGCUAAUGUCCCUGCGUUACUGUGAUAAACUUUCUAUUGAUUGGUUUUAGUUUGGGAAUAAUAAAAAGUUGAACUAGUCAAUGACUUGAUUGACCAGAAAGGCAUAUUAUUGAUUCAUGGCAAACGUAUGUGAUACUGACUGAUAAAUCACGUUGAGAAAUCACUGUCUGGUGAUGGGAAGCUUACCUUUGAAUUAAAGUGUCAUUUUUAAAAGGAAUAGAUUCCAUUUUCAUUUUGAAGGUUUUUUUAUUGCAAAGUCUGUUUGUAGGAAGACAUGUUACAAUCUAAAAGAGAGAAAAUGAAAGAAAUGCCAUAUGUUCAAAGAAGAAUGUGCCUUUGUACAAUGUAAGACUGUGCAAAGCCUGAAAUAAAGCGGAUGAUGUU
Triplophysa dalaica is the source of this 3484-nucleotide messenger RNA. It is a transcript of the gene she, whose product is annotated as Src homology 2 domain containing E. Gene Ontology annotation, molecular function: phosphotyrosine residue binding. Lineage: Eukaryota; Metazoa; Chordata; Actinopteri; Cypriniformes; Nemacheilidae. The record is from RefSeq and is a predicted model, not a curated record. Bases 525 to 1832 code for a protein of 435 amino acids. The transcript has 6 exons.